AUGAGCACUUCGGGUCCUCCUCUGAGACAGAAAAGCUACAUGGGGCAGCACCAGAUCAAGAAGAAAAAAAAGUAACCACUGGAUGAAGAUGGACUGUUGCAGAAAACCCGUUAUCUGUCAGACAAAACUAACAGAUCAGAAAACAUAGGCAGAGAAAGCCUCAUGGUGAGAGCAGUGUUCCCGCUGGGAGAAUCCACAUUAGCUCUUGAUGAAGAGAUGCUGCAGGUGCUGGAUGCUGUCGACCCUGUAAAGCCUGCAGCUAACAAUGCUUGUCUACCGACAGUAAACAGAGACACACAGGAAAAGCCAGCAGUAUCAUCAGCUGCCUUUGUCCCUUUGCCACGGUCUCUUGCAACAGUUCCACACAAUAAGAGGGAGGGUGACAGAACACCUGUUCAAGCCACAGGCCGAGGAGCCCACCGAGCCCCCAGCACCCAGGAGAGAGUCUGUUGGCUUAGCAGUGAUGGUAAGAGACCAGGAUGGACAGCCGACUGCAAAGACCUCGCUCAGAAGCUUCUCUUCAGCGAGGAUUCGGAGGAAGCGGAGCGUGCUCAGAGGGGUCCAGAAAGCGGCUGCAUUAAUGGGCCACCAUGUCAAGAAAUAAAAACCAGUCAGCAAGCCGGCAGCUCCAACAAGCAGAAGCGUUCAUCCGGAACAAAGGGUUCUCCUCUUGGCAAAGAGGAAAGUGGAUCAAGUAAAAAUGCCGACCCACCUCUUGAUGCACGCAGAGACUAUAUCCUUUUCAGCCCCACACGUCUCGCAGCUGCCAUGAAGAGGGCCAAGCUCCAGCAGUCAUUUCAGAAUCAGUCCACCUCUGUGCUCACAGUCCCCACUGGAUUAGAGCUCAGUUCUCUUAGUGACACUUUACCUCAGCCAGGCAUUGCCUUAUGUGCUCCCUUGGAGCAAGCUGAAAAGCUGCUGUUAUCCAGUUGGGGUUUGCCAAAACCUGUCCUGGAACGCUACCAGAAACACGGAGUGACUCACAUGUUUGAGUGGCAGGCUCAGUGCCUCACUGUUGGACAGGUGCUGCAGGGAUGUAACUUGGUAUACUCUGCCCCCACCAGUGCUGGAAAAACUCUGGUGUCAGAGCUGCUGAUGUUGAAGCGUGUGUUGGAGACCAAAAGAAAAGCUCUUUUCAUUUUGCCUUUUGUCUCUGUGGCCAAAGAGAAGAUGCACUAUCUUCAGAGUGUAUUUGAAGAGGCAGGAGUUCGUGUGGAGGGAUAUAUGGGCAGCACUUCAGCUGCAGGGGGGUUCACGGCGCUGGAUGUGGCUGUUUGCACCAUAGAAAAAGCCAACUCUCUGAUUAACAGACUCAUUGAAGAAGACAGUAUGGGUCUACUAGGUAUGGUGGUGGUGGAUGAGUUGCACAUGGUAGGGGAUUCUGGAAGAGGAUAUCUGCUAGAGCUGCUCUUAACCAAAAUCCGCUACAUAGCACAGAAGCAGAGCACCACAGGGUCUCUGUCUAAUGGUGUACAGAUAAUAGGUAUGAGUGCCACCUUGCCUAACCUCUCCCUCCUGGCCAGCUGGUUAGGUGCAGAGCUUUACCAGACAGACUACAGACCUGUACCCCUGCAGGAGCAUCUCAAAGUGGGCUGCAACAUCUACGACAAGAGCCUCUCUGUGGUCCGGCCGUUCACUCCUGUGCUCCACAUAAAGGGUGAUGACGACCACAUAGUGAGCUUGUGUUAUGAGACAGUGAGAGAUGGCCACUCUGUGCUGCUGUUCUGCCCCUCGAAGAACUGGUGUGAGAAACUGGCCGAUAGUAUCGCUAGAGAAUUCUACAACCUCAGACACUGUGGUGUUUGUCUUUCCGAUCGUCAAGGUGACACCGGCCCACAGCCAGUGUGUCUGAAUCAGGAGGCACUAGUGGACGUUAUAGCCCAGUUGAGACGAACUCCUGCUGGGCUAGACCCCAUCCUCCAGCGAACUGUGCCGUGGGGGGUGGCCUUCCACCAUGCAGGUCUGACAUUUGAUGAACGCGAUGUGUUGGAGGGAGCUUUUCGUCAAGGCAUGGUCAGAGUCCUGGCUGCCACCUCCACUCUCUCUUCAGGAGUUAACCUCCCUGCCCGCAGGGUCAUCAUUCGAACCCCUACCUUCAACGGACACUUGUUGGACCCACUCACGUACAAACAGAUGGCUGGACGAGCAGGGAGAAAAGGAGUAGACACUACAGGUGAAAGUGUGUUGGUUUGUAAGGAGGCAGAGCGUCAGAAAGGUAUUAGUCUCCUUAACGGUGCUCUUCAGCCAAUCAACAGUUGCCUGGUGAGAAGGGAAGGGGAAGGUGUCACCACUAGCAUGCUGAGAGCCAUCCUGGAGAUCAUUGUCGGAGGUGUAGCCAGCACUCCACAGGAUGUGAGGUUGUAUGCUUCCUGCUCUCUACUGGCUGCCAGCAUGAAAUGUGACAGCAAACACAAAUCAAAUGAGCCCAACAACAAAGGGGCUAUUGAGGCCUGUGUCGAAUGGCUGAUGGAGAAUGAAUUUAUUAGCAUCCAGAAGGACGGACAAGAGGAACGGUACUGUCCCACUCAGCUUGGUGCUGCCACCCUGUCCUCCUCCCUCUCCCCUCCUGAGGCUCUAGGAAUAUUUGCAGACCUCCAGCGUGCCAUGAAGGGCUUUGUACUGGAAAAUGAUUUGCACAUUCUCUACCUGAUCACCCCAUUGUACGCAGAGUGGACUACCAUAGACUGGUAUCAGUUCUUCUGUCUGUGGGAACAGCUCUCAUCAUCGAUGAAGAGAGUGGCAGAGAUGGUGGGCGUCCAGGAAGGAUUUCUCGCACGGUCUGUCAGCGGCAAACUUGUUGCCAAGACAGAAAAGCAGCGUAGACAGAUGGCAAUUCAUAAACGGUUUUUCACCACGCUUGUACUACAGGAUCUGGUGAACGAGGUGCCUUUGGGAACAGUGGCAUCUAAAUACAACUGCAAUCGUGGACAGUUACAGUCUCUGCAGCAGUCUGCUUCUACCUAUGCAGGUAUGGUAACGGUGUUCUGCAAACGUCUGGGCUGGCACAACAUGGAGCUGCUGUUGUCUCAGUACCAGACCAGGCUGAGCUUUGGAGUCCAGAGGGAGCUGGUCGACCUGGUCAGGGUUUCACUCUUGAAUGCAACACGAGCCAGAGCACUCUACGCACAAGGGCUCUGUACUGUUGCUGAACUAGCCAGGGCUACUGUGGCUGAUGUGGAGAAAGCCUUAAGGAACGCAGUCCCAUUUAAGAGCUCUAAACGUGCGGUGGAUGAGAGUGAGAUGGAGGCAGCUGAGAGACGGAGCCUUCGCUGUGUCUGGGUGACUGGUGGACGGGCCCUGACGGAACAGGAAGCAGCCACUGAAAUAGUUUCUGAGGCAAGGCUGCUCCUUCAGGAAGACCUGGCCCGGCUAGGAGUUCAGUGGGACCCAACAACACUUCCUCCUGGGGCUCCUGCUGUGAACAGCUGUGACAACCGUCAUAGCAGUGACACAGAAACCUCAUCCGUCUCAUAUCUCAGUUCACCUGAAGCACAGACAGAAAACACUAGAGACCACCAAGAGGGAGACAGGCUCAAGAAAAGCAAGGGCAGAGUUACUGACAGACAUAGAGAGGAGGGUGAGGAGGAAUGUAAGAGUGAGAAAAUGGUGGCUGAAAGAAAAAAGGAUAAACCAGACGGUGAUGCCAGGAGAGAGCAAGGAAAGUCCAAACCUGCUGAGAAGGAAGGGGGAAAACGUUUGGAGGUGCACAGAAAGGAAGACAGGGCUGACCCAGAAAUCGCACAAACAGAUAAUGUGGUGCCAGUGGAAAGUGGCAAAGAAACAGAGAUGACAGAGACAAAUAAAAAGCUGUCCAUGGCAAAUGAAACAAAAAAUUGGUCAGAGAAAGAAGGGGAAGAGCGCAAAAAAUCAGAGGAGAAAGGAGUCAAGAAAAGUGACAGUACAGUCUCAGCCAGACCAGGGGGUCAACAAGCCAAACGGCCCCAUCCUGAAAGGAGCCUGACACAGGAACUGGCUGAGAUUGUAUCCAGCCCUCUGCCUCAAUCGCUGCCACAUCCUCAGCCCUCACCUCCUCCAAUGCCGCCCCCACGCUUCAGAGCCCUGAUGCCCCGGGUAGAACAACAACAAAGUGUUUCCACAAGGACUUUAAAAGGAGAUGGUAACAAAGGGGUUGCUGCCUCACCUGUGCAGCCAGGUAGACUGAAGCACUCACGAGCCCUAAGCAAAGUCCUGCACUCGAUACAAACUGAUAAAUGUCUACAAGACAGUGUAGCGAGUGCACAGGCAUCCCACCCGGGAGCAACAGUUUCUGCUCCUACAAAUGCAGACACAUUAAAUUCCCUUCCGUCUGUUUCUCCUGCCUCAGUUCCCUUAUACUCUCCUGAAGCCAAGCGAAGAAGGAUAGAGGACAGAGGGGUAGAUAAGUUCUCAUCUCCCGAGCUGUACGCAGGAGAUGAGAGAGAUGAAGAAGCUGGGGGAGACAUUAAAAAGGGAGAAGAGAGUUUUGGUGACAGCUUUGAAUUGGACACUCAGACAGAAAGAAUCAUUGUUCAACAUGCAUACCAAGACAGAGACGGGAAUGAUGGAGGAAUGAAUCAGGUGGUAGAAACAGAAGAGAUAAAAGAGGGGGAAAUGGUAGACACAGGCAUAGAGCGGGAAGACGACACAGAUGAGGGGAAAAAUGGACCUGCCCCACACAAUGCCUGUCCUAGAUUCAAUAUCUCUCUCACAGAUAGCCAGAUGGAGCUCAUCCUUAACACCAGCCACCAGGUUUCCCCUGGUCCCGGUGGUGGUGAUAACGUGGAUGAAGACAAAAACGAAGGUGGUGGUGGUGAUGAUAAUGAAGCCCUCGAUGCCAAUCAGGUUGCUUCUGAGAGUCCUAACAGAAGCAGUAGCUUCCUGUUCGACAGCCUGUACGACAGCUCUCUGCUCGCUGGUCUGAGCCCACAACAGAUCCUUGAUCAGUCUGAUGAAGAGGAAUCUGAGUGCCAUCUCCCAUCAACCCAGGAGCGACGACGCAGUGAGCUUCUUGCCAACCAGGAUGCAGAAAAGCAGGAGGCGAUCCAAUGGGGCGAGUCCUCCUUCAACCUGUCAGAGUGGGGCGACUCGCUGUUUGUGGGCGAGCAUUUUCUGGAGAGGCAGAGCUUGCUCAGACAUUCAGAGAGAACGCGACACGAGCAAGAAGCCCGCCAUUGUCAAGCGCAGCAACCCGACGCAGACCAUGCUCUGCCUGAGGAACGGCUGUCAAAUUCACCUUCUGAACCCUGUCAGAUACAGCCACAGCCUGACUGUAUUGUAACUCCGAAUGAGCGUGACAAGGACACAGCUAAGCAGUUCACUAAUGGUCAAAAUAAGAAUAAACCAGGUGGGAGACAGGGAAGGAUAAACAAAGAGGGUGAAAGUGGAAAUCAGGUCGAGGAGGAAAAGGAAGCAAAAAUGAAUGUUCUAUUGCCAGAUAAUGUGCCUCAAAGUACUGUUCAUUGCAGCCCCGGUUUACAAGAGAUCUUUGACCGUUGGCCUAGUAUGUCUGACCAGUCCUGGCACAACACUACAACAGGCCACACAGCUACUCAAACACACACUACACACACUGCUGCUGCAAACACAGUGGAUGCUCCUGAUCUACCUCAGACUUUAAUGCAAGUGAGCAGAAAAAGGGGAAAGGUAAAUGUGCAAUCUGCUGCUGCCGAGAGUGACUCUCAACCAGAACAACCCCCAACACAUGACACUGAGAAUGUAAGAGAGAGGCCCGGAUCCGCUGGUGACCUUAUUCCCCCCACCCCGGAAACGCCACCUGUCACACCCAGAAUAAAACUGACCACCUCCUCGGUCCAGUCGCCCCUCACCACCCGGCCACUUAACCAGUCAACUCCCUCAACACUUCCUCCACGUAAAUCAACUGCCCCAAAAUGUCGUAAAUCUCACCCAGGAAACAGUAAUCAUCUAUCAGAGGCUGCCGACACUGAACAGCCUGAUUCUAUGCCUGAUUGGAGCCGCAAACACCAGCUAAGGCAUCCAAAGACUCUACCUGAAUCAGAGCCGAAGUCUGUUCCGUGCUCAAGUUCAAAAACCAAACCUCCUCGACACUGUGCUUCUCCAUCCUCUCCCCGGCCGAAGCCUCCCUCUGAUACUGAAUCGCCCGUGACUGACGAAGGCUUCACUCUUCAGCUGUCCCAGGAUUCAUCACUCUGUUCCAGCAACUCUGGGACCUUCUCCAUCGUAGAUGUGGCAAGUGAGAGGCGCCUCUUUGACACUUUCAUUAAAGAGUGGAAAACAAAGGAACGGUACUCUCUGGCUUUGGCCUGUGAAAGGAGGGAGCACAGACAGCAGCCUGAGGGGGAGAUAGGAGGGAAACACACAAGAGCUCAUCAGAAGCUCAACAGGACUGAUGGUUUUCCAGUAAGAGACAGUGAUGGACUGGUGUUGAUUGGACUGUCUGUCUGCUGGGGAGCAAGAGAUGCAUACUACAUAUCUCUGCAGCAAGAGCAGAGCAAAGGCUUGAGCGCCAGUCUGGCUCCUCCUCCACUGGAUGGUGAUUUGCCAGUAAGUGAGAGGCUGGGGCAGGUGAAGGCCUGUCUGAGCAGGCCAUUGGCUGGUCUUAAAGGGGAUGUGAUUGUCACGUAUGACAUUAUCCAAGUGUACAAGACGCUAGUCCUGAGCUGUGGCAUCAGCUUGGAGGGCAGCUGUGAAGACCCCAAGGUGGCGUGCUGGCUGGUGGACCCUGGCAGUGAGGAGAGGACUCUACCCAACAUGGUGACCGUCUACUGUCCCGAAGAAUUACCUCUGCUGGAUGGACUUGGGAAUGCGCAUGCACACUGUCCUCGUGUCAGGGCAGCGACCAAGAGUGUGCUUGUACACGCUGUCAUGAACCAUCUCACCAGCCUGCUGGAGAAAGACGGCAUGCUUGAUUUAUUCAGGAGCGUUGAGAUGCCCUCCCAGGUAUGUUUGGCUCUGUUGGAAUUGAAUGGAUUGGGCUUCAGUGUUAGAGAGUGUGAGAGACAAAAACAUGUAAUGCAGGCCAAACUCACAGCGCUGGAAUCUCAGGCGUACAACCUGGCUGGACACAGCUUCUCCCUCACCAGUAUCGACGACAUUGCUCAGGUGUUGUUCUUGGAGCUCCACCUGCCUCCAAAUGGUGAUGUGGGGGGAUCAAAAAGUAAGAAGACUCUGGGCUAUACCAGGAGAGGUGGUGGCAGAGUACGGCUUGGAAAACAGUUCAGUACCACCAAGGACGUGCUGGAGAAACUUUGCCCCAUGCACCCGUUGCCAGGUGUGAUUCUGGAGUGGAGACGGAUCACUAACGCCUUGACUAAAGUGGUGUUCCCCCUGCAGAGGGAGAAGCAACACCACCCUACACUGGCCAUGGACAGAAUAUACCCCAUCGCCCAGACACACACAGCCACAGGUAGAGUGAGCUUCACUGAGCCCAACAUACAGAAUGUCCCCAAAGACUUUGAGAUCUACAUGCCCACAGUGGUGGGGGAGAGCCCUCCCUCACAAAACGGCCAAAUGACCACCAAAGCAGGAAAGAAGAGACGUUCUGUGGUUCCCUCAGUUACAGCUGGAGCUGCAGAACAAGGCCCAGCCUUCUCCGUCAGCAUGAGACAUGCUUUUGUACCCUUUUCAGGUGGGAUGAUAUUAGCAGCUGAUUAUUCCCAGCUGGAGUUGAGAGUAUUGGCUCACCUGUCCAAAGAUCAGCGACUUCUACAGGUGCUGAAUGGAGGAGCAGACGUGUUUCGUUGCAUCGCUGCUGAGUGGAAAAGUGUCGACCCAGAGACUGUGAAAGACAACCUCAGACAACAGGCAAAACAGAUUUGCUAUGGCAUUAUCUACGGGAUGGGAGCCAAGUCUUUGGGGGAGCAAAUGGGAGUGGAGGAGAAUGAUGCGGCCUGCUACAUAGAGAGCUUCAAGGCCAGAUACAAAGGGAUUAAUGCUUUUCUUAAAGAAACAGUGAAGAAUUGUAUCAAGAGUGGCUAUGUUCAGACUCUGAUGGGCCGUAGGAGAUACCUACCUGGAAUCACUAACACCAAUACGCACAUCAAAGCCCAUGCUGAGCGCCAGGCAGUGAACACGACCGUGCAGGGCUCAGCAGCAGACAUCGUCAAACUUGCCACUGUGAACAUCCAGAAGCAACUGCGAAAAACAUUUCCUGCUGCUCCACUGUCUCACCAGCACACACGCUCAGCCAGGAAUCAGUGCAGGGCUGGGACGUCUCAGCUGAGAGGAGCCUACUUUGUCCUGCAGCUGCAUGAUGAACUCAUCUAUGAAACCACAGAGGAAGAUCUCAUACAGGUUGCUCAGAUAGUCAAGAGGGAGAUGGAGUCAGCAGUAAAACUCUAUGUAAAGCUUAAGGCCAAAGUCAAGGUGGGACCCAGCUGGGGGAACCUGCAGGAUCUGGAUCUAUAACGUGACUAUUUUAAUGUUUGAUGCCAUAAUCAAAUUCCAUGUAGUUACUGCUUUAAGUUCUAUGAUAUGUAAAUACUAUAAUUUGUAUAAAAAUUAAUAUUUUUAAUCAAUACAUUGACAAUGAUGAAAUAUAAAAUAAACCCACAGUCAAUGAUUGCUCUAUGAGCUGUAAAUUAACUACUGAAUGGAUUUAUAAUUCUAUUUUAUGAUGUACAG
This is a messenger RNA of Seriola dumerili (greater amberjack), 8580 nucleotides long. It is a transcript of the gene polq, whose product is annotated as DNA polymerase theta. Gene Ontology annotation, biological process: DNA-templated DNA replication; double-strand break repair via alternative nonhomologous end joining. The record is from RefSeq and is a predicted model, not a curated record. Gene Ontology annotation, molecular function: DNA binding; DNA-directed DNA polymerase activity; ATP binding. NCBI's taxonomy places the organism in Eukaryota, Metazoa, Chordata, Actinopteri, Carangiformes, Carangidae. The transcript has 35 exons.